CGGCUCCUGCAUGUCGCUUGGCCGCCGCGCGGUGUGUCUCAACAGUGCCGGGAGAAGCUCCAAAGGGAAUCGCUAAAACAGGGACACCUUUUCUGGAGACGUCCUCGGCCGCAGAAUAUGCGUUGGCUCGACUGGACGACGUGAUGAAUAUGGUUCAACGUACAUCUAUCUGGCCACUCACUUUCGGUCUAGCUUGCUGUGCCAUUGAAAUGAUGCACUUUGCUGCUCCUCGUUAUGAUAUGGAUCGUUAUGGAGUGGUUUUUCGUGCCUCACCGAGACAGACUGACCUCAUUUUCGUUGCUGGAACGGUAACGAAUAAGAUGGCGCCAGCAUUGCGAAGAGUUUACGAUCAAAUGCCUGAAGCUAAACGUGUUUUCGUAAACCCAAUUAAUGUAUUCAACGGUUAUGCCCAUUCUUCAUCGUGA
Cooperia oncophora is the source of this 425-nucleotide messenger RNA. The record is from the annotation of a GenBank genome assembly. Lineage: Eukaryota; Metazoa; Nematoda; Chromadorea; Rhabditida; Trichostrongylidae.